Molecule: messenger RNA, 795 nt
Organism: Yamadazyma jaroonii
Lineage: Eukaryota; Fungi; Ascomycota; Pichiomycetes; Serinales; Debaryomycetaceae
Source: the annotation of a GenBank genome assembly
AUGGGAAGCAGUAAAAAGAAGAAAGAAAAGAAGAAAGACUUUAUUAAACAGAAGUUAAAGGUAGGAAAGAACGAAAAGGCUGCUAAUUAUACUGAUACUUCAUUUAAAGCCAAAUCCAUUUCUUUACCUAAUCAAAAUUUAGGUACUAAAGAUAUUACUUCAUAUAUUGCAUUAACUAAGCAUCAUUCUUCAUCUACUAGAAAAGAAGUCUUAGGUCAUAUAGAGAAACAACUAGACACUUUUAAUGAUGCCACAAUCUUAAAAAAGGUCAUCUCCAACAUUAUUCCUUUAAUUAAUGAUGAAUCCUUAGAGGUUAGAAAAGCGUUAUUAUCACUUUUUGAAAAAUUAUGUAAUGAAUAUUUAUCUGUUAUGGUUUUACAUGAUAAGCAGUUCAUCCUUUUCAUUCAUUCAUCCAUGAAUCAUUUAAAUCCUAGCAUCAAGAAUUUUCUGAUUAAUUUCUUAAACUUGGUUAUAAAUCAUUUCCCUGAUAAUUUGAUAAAUCUUCAUUUCACUAAAACUUUAGAUGGAUUAUUAGCCUUCAAAACCACCGAUAAAACAAAAGCCUUACAUACAAAGAUCUUUAAGAAUUUCAUAGAGAAAUCUUUAGUGGAACCUACUCAACUGAAAUUGAAAUAUCAUGUAUUAACCAAUAACUAUAUCACCAUUAAUGAAUUCAACAGUUUGAAUUUAUUCCACAACGAGAACUUAUCCACAGAUUUGAAUACCAGAAAACAGAUACUAACAGAUAAACAUGAAGAUAUCAAAGAGAAGAUCGAUUUUGUCAUAGCUGUAUGA